UCCCCUUUUUUUGUUUCUUUAAUUUUUUGUUUUUGUUUUUUGUUUUCAUUUGUACUAUUUUUUAUUUUCUGCCUUUUCUGUUCCUUCUUUCUUUUAGUUUUCCAAAAUACAUGUUGACUUCUUUAAAAUACAUGGCGAAUUUUUUCAUACAGGUUCAACAUUCUUUAGAUACACAUUGAAUACUUUUCUAAUACAUGAUGUACAUUCUGUACAUGUUAAUUUUUUUUAAAUGCACACUGACAUUUUCAAGACACAACUAUCAAUGCACAUUGAACAUUUUUAACGAAUGUCAUGAAUAGUUUGUAAAACAUGCGAACAUUUCUUAACUGUUCAUGAUUUUUUAUGCAAUAAUUUUUUGAAAUUCCUUGAAGAUUAUUUUACAUUUCAGGAACUUUGUUUUUAACUGUGAAGAACAUUAUUUUAAAUGUAUGAACAUUUUACUAUAAAUUAAUCACACGAUGUUUUUACAUUUUCAGGAUUUUUAUAUAAAAUGUGGUAAAAUUAAUUUGGAAAUUUGAAUAAUUACACCAACCAUUUUUUGAUCGUUGUGAACAGUUUUAGAAAUUGCGCAAACUAUUUUUCACACUUCAUGAUCAUUUUUAAUGCUUGAUGAACGUGAGAAAAAUUGCGCAAACUAUUUUUUACACUUCAUGAAGUGUUACCAGAAAUUAUUUGAUGGCCAACAUUUUUUUUAGCAAAAUUUGAUGGCCAACUCUGUUGUCCAUUCCUGCCGGGCACAGAAAUGAGAGAAAAGGCCCAGCAACCCAAAAGUCUAACAGGCUUCCGUCAACUUCAUCCUGUUGGUCCCUGCACAAAACAAGAAAACUCCACUCUGUUUAGUUGGCGAGCCCACUUCUCCUUCGUCAGGAAAAACUCCGCGCUCUUCGGUCUUAGUCAGAAAGAAAGGAAAAAAAAAAGAGACAAAAAGCUCCGCCGUUCGGACGAGACACGACGACCGGCGUUGCCACGCUCUCGGCCGCACCGCAUGCCGGCUCCCGCCACGCUCGCCACCUUCAACGCCCUCGUCGCCUCGCUCGCGCGCUCCGGCCGCCCCUCGCUGGCGCUCCUCGCCUUCCGUGACAUGCUCGCGCGGGGCUUCCCGCCCGACCACUUCACCCUGCCCCCGGUCCUCCGCAGCUGCGCGCUCACCGGCUCCGCCGCCCUGGCCGCCUCCUCGCACGCCCUCUCCGUCAAGCUUGGCGCCCACGGAAACCUCUUCGUGGCGUCCGCGCUCGUGCAGUGCUACGCGGGCAUGCCCAACCUCCCCGACGCGCGGAGGCUGUUCGACGGAAUGCGCGAGAGGGAUGCCGUUCUGUGGACGUCCAUGCUGUCCGCGUACGCGCAGGGUGGGCAGCCAGAGGAGGCUCUGCGGCUGUUCCAGGGGAUGGUGGUGGCCGAGGUGCAGCUGGAUGCGGUGGUCAUGGUCAGCCUUCUUCUCGCGUGUGGCCAGCUCGGGUGGCGGCGCCAUGGGAGAAGCGUGCACGCAUGCUGCGUCCGGAUGUUCCUGGGGAUGCCGCUGUCUCUGGGGAACGCGCUUGUGGACAUGUACGUCAAGUGCGGCGAGCUUGAAUCCGCCGAAUGCGUAUUUUCUGCGAUGCCCAGGCGGGAUGUUAUCUCGUGGAGUGCUCUGAUUGUUGGCCAUGGUUUGAAUGGGCGUCCUGAUGUUGCUCUGAGGCUCUUUGAUGAAAUGGUGGCCAAAGGAGUGGAACAGAACUCAGUCACCUUUCUUGGUGCCCUGUCGGCCUGUGCGCAUUCAGGCAUGGUGGACAAAGCGUAUGCUAUAUUCGAGCAGAUGAAACAGCGGGGCAUCAAGCGUGAGCUUAAGCAUUACUCUUGCAUGGCUGAUGCGUUAGGGAGGGCAGGCCGUGUUCUUGAGGCAGUAAAUCUCAUAGAGGAAAUGCCUUGCCAGCCUGACGAGGCUAUCCUUGGUAGUGUGUUGGCAGCUUGCCGAGUGCAUGGUGAAAUGGACGCUGCUGAACGGAUUUCAAAGAGAUUGAUGAGCAUGUCUCCUGCAAAGAGCGGCUACUACAUGAGCUUGGCAAACAUAUAUUCAGAUGCUGGAAGGUAUGGUGAUGCAGAGAGAAUAAGAGGCUUCAUGAAGGAAGUUAAAGUCGACAAGCUUCCUGGAUAUAGUUCAGUUGAACUCGAUGUUUCUGUCUCUGAAUCAAAAAAUGUAUAAUUAGUUCCAUAUAGUGCGCAAUGGAUUUUGAAGCAUUUGAGCUGUUUGGCAAGCCUGGUGGCAUACACUCAGUGCAGUGUAUGCUUUGAAGAAAAAUAUAGGCACCUGGUGGAUGGGAAGUGCAAAUGAGAUGACUUGGCAACUCAACAAGACAGUUUUUGGGGAGGAUUAUAACAUUACAGAGAGAUGCUGAGUUAGUGCACUCAUAGUGGAAGUGUUUGAUUAUGACAUUAGUGACAUGGUAGUUGCUGAGUUAGUAUUGUCAAGUUGUGAAGUGUCAAGAGGUGCGGGGAAGGCAUUUCUUCGAGCAGACAAGGGCAGGCCGUGUUCUUGAGGCAGUAAAUCUCAUAGAGGAAAUGCCUUGCCAGCCUGACGAGGCUAUCCUUGGUAGUGUGUUGGCAGCUUGCCGAGCGCAUGGUGAAAUGGACGCUGCUGAACGGAUUUCAAAGAGAUUGAUGAGCAUGUCUCCUGCAAAGAGCGGCUACUACAUGAGCUUGGCAAACAUAUAUUCAGAUGCUGGAAGGUAUGGUGAUGCAGAGAGAAUAAGAGGCUUCAUGAAGGAAGUUAAAGUCGACAAGCUUCCUGGAUAUAGUUCAGUUGAACUUGACGUUUCUGUCUCUGAAUCAAAAAAUGUAUAAUUAGUUCCAUAUAGUGCUCAAUGGAUUUUGAAGCACUUGAGCUGUUUGGCAAGCCUGGUGGCAUACACUGCAGUAGUGCAGUGUAUGCUUUGAAGAAAAAUACAGGCACCUGGUGGAUGGGAAGUGCAAAUGAGAUGACUUGGCAACUCAACAAGACAGUUUUUGGGAGGAUUAUAACAUUGCAGACAGAUGCUGAGUUAGUGGAUUCAUAGUGGAAGUGUUUGAUUAUGACAUCACCGACAUGGAGUUGCUGAGUUAUUGUUGUCAAAUUGUGAAGUGUCAAGAGGUGUGGGGAAGGCAUCUCUUCGAGCAGACAAGGACAGAAUUCAAGAGGCUGAUGAAACAGCACAUGAUGAUCACAUACAGGAAGCACAGACUCCUCCUACGUGUACUUCAGGUCUUCAGUCAUGAGAGAAUAUAUGCCUCGUGCUUGAUGAGUUGUCAAUGUAAUGAGGUUCAAAUAGCUUCUGAAACUGACACAGGAUUAUCAUCAAAUAUGUGAGCAUCUGACUAGCAAGGUGUAAAUUAAGAUUGGUGUUGUAUUCACAGGAAAGUCUUUAAGAAAAUGCGCUGGUACUACUGGCAACUGGUAAGGCUUAUUCGCUCGUAGAAUUUCUCUGUUCAAAAUAUGAUCUUACGAUGGAACGGGACUACCAAAAGGAACGCAAUGUGGUUUCUAUUGGCCAUGUCAA
Messenger RNA from Aegilops tauschii subsp. strangulata, 3509 nucleotides. Its product is annotated as pentatricopeptide repeat-containing protein At4g14170. Gene Ontology annotation, molecular function: protein binding; RNA binding. Gene Ontology annotation, biological process: RNA modification. The record is from RefSeq and is a predicted model, not a curated record. Lineage: Eukaryota; Viridiplantae; Streptophyta; Magnoliopsida; Poales; Poaceae.